GAAUUUCAUUUCAAUUUCUGAAAAUUACUACUCUUUUGGCCAUUUCUGGCGAGGUCCACUUUAUUAUUUUAUCUUUUUUAGAUUCUUAUGCAAGUGGGUUUGUUUUAUUUGAGGAUUUUGUGAACUUGGUCCGGAGUGGUAGUUUUUACUCGUUUCAUUUAAAUUUGAUCCAUUUAUGCUUUAGCUGCUUCUUGAGAUAUCCACUUUCAUAUUUUUUUUUGCGGCAGCUUUGGAGACUGAAUUUACGGGUCCUCCAUUUGGUUGAGGUCAGUGUUUGAGUGCAGAGUUAGUUUACUUACACUGGGGAAAGUUCAGUUUUACUUGUGAAAUGCAGUUUUUCAUAUAAAGGUUAGAUUGAUAACAUCUGAGUAUGAGCAGUAAAUCAAAGACUUGAUGGAAUAUAUGAUGAAAUUUAAGGGUCUUAAUGAGCUAGCGGGAAAAAAAAAGUCUGGAAAAGGGGUUUUGUUUAAUUAUUCGAUAGAACUACACUUUCUGCUUUCAGUUUGGGGAGUGUUCUGUUGACUACUUGAAAAUAAAAAACCGCUUUUCCCCUAAAGAAAGGGGACUGGUUAUUGGGUUCCUGUGAGAACACAGAUGGAGAAUAUGGGACCAUUUGAUGGUGGUUCAGGGAGCUCUGCUUCUGAAGAUCCAUUCAACUUUUUGGAGCUUAUGAAUCUUGAUUCCUAUGCUGGUUGGUGCAACAGCUCAGCUGCAACAGAACAGAUGUGUGCAUCCUAUGGGUUGUCAUCGUUUCAGUCUAUGCCUUAUGACAAUUUUGAUGCAGUAAAUUUCAUCAGACCAAAUACUUAUGCAGUUCCUGAUGGUGGUGGCACAUCAAAUGCUAUGGGAAGUUCAUACAAUCGUGGAGACAAGAUGGUUUUUCAAAAAACAAUCACUGCAUCUUGUAAUUCAUUGGAUCCCAAUGAUGUGAAUGAUUUGGUUCAUAAACAAAGUAAUGGUGGUUAUCAAGAAAAAAAUGUCUCAGACAUCUCAAGUUUGUUUUUUAGGCCAGUUCCUCUAUCACUUGAUGAGAAGAUGGUUAGGGUAUUGUCUUUCUUUAAAGAGUCAUCUGGAGCGGGCAUUUUGGCACAGGUUUGGGUUCCAAUAAAGCGUGGAGAUCAGUAUGUCUUGAGCACUUCUGACCAACCCUACUUGCUUGAUCAAAUGCUUACAGGGUAUCGUGAAGUGUCGAGGGCAUAUACCUUUUCCACAGAAACGAAACCAGGUUCUUUCCCAGGACUUCCUGGUCGAGUAUUUAUUUCUAAAGUUCCUGAGUGGACUUCAAAUGUUGCUUAUUACAACAAGGAUGAGUACUUGAGGGUGAGACAUGCCGUUAAUCAUGCCGUCCAUGGUUCUAUUGCUGUACCAGUCUUUGAAUAUCCUGACAUGUCUUGUUGUGCUGUGCUGGAACUUGUCACUUUGAAAGAGAAGCCCAAUUUUGAUAUAGAGAUGGAAAAUGUUUGCAAUGCUCUUCAGGCUGUCAAUUUAAGGACUAAUGCUCCUCCUCGUCUUCUUCCACAGUGCAUCUCAAGGAAUCAGAGAGCUGCCUUAGCAGAGAUCAGUGAUGUUCUACGAGCUGUAUGUCAUGCACAUAGAUUGCCACUGGCUCUAACAUGGAUUCCUUGUAAUUACAAUGAAGAAGCGGUUGAUGAAAUCAUCAAAGUAAGGGUUAGAGAGGGUAAUACAAGCUCAAUUGGUAAAAAUGUGCUAUGCAUAGAGGGAACAGCUUGUUAUGUACAUGAUAGAGACAUGCAAGGGUUCGUACAUGCGUGUGCAGAGCAUUAUCUUGAGGAAGGACAAGGUACAGCUGGAAAAGCUCUUCAGUCAAAGCACCCCUGCUUCUUCCCUGAUGUGAAAUCAUAUGAUAUUAGUGAAUAUCCACUUGUCCAUCAUGCACGUAAGUUUGGGCUGAAUGCUGCUGUUGCAGUUGGGCUUAGCAGCACUUACACUGGUGAUGACAAUUAUAUACUUGAGUUCCUCCUCCCUGUCAAUAUGAAAGGGAGUUCAGAGCAACAACUUUUGUUAAACAGCCUCUCAGGUACUAUGCAGAGAAUCUGUAAAAGUUUGAGAAUGGUUACAGAGGAAGAAUUGGUUGGGAAUAAAGGGUCUAAAGUUGCAUCUCAAAACGAAACAAUUCCAAGUUUUUCGCAAUUGUUAAUGACAAGGAGUUCUCUGAUGGCAUUAUCAGAGGGUGACUUUAACUCAAUUGAGCCAAUGCCCUCAAAUAUAUCUAAUUCUGAAAAUCAUGAAAUAGAAUCAGAUGGUCCUCUUGAACAGGUGAAGAUUGGACCACGACGACAUCUGGACAAGAAGAAGAGUACAGCAGAGAAAAAUGUGAGUUUGAGUGUUCUUCAGCAAUACUUUUCUGGGAGUCUUAAGGAUGCUGCGAAAAGUAUUGGUGUCUGCCCGACCACACUGAAAAGGAUAUGCAGACAACACGGGAUCUCUAGAUGGCCAUCCCGCAAGAUAAACAAAGUGAACCGUUCAUUAAGGAAAAUACAAACUGUGCUUGACUCUGUUCAGGGGGUGGAAGGUGGAUUAAAGUUUGACCCAACCACUGGUGGGUUUGUGGCAGCAGGCUCAAUCAUUCAAGAGUCUGAUGCUCGGAAAAAUUUUCUCUUCCCUGACAAAAACCUGCCCACCAAGAAUCGCAAGCCAAUAACCCAAGAUGCGGCAUCAAUACCUCUAUCCCCUCGUAUAGAUGGAGAAAAGUCUGCGGUGAAACUGGAGGAAGAUGAAUGCAGCUUGUACAAAAACCAAGUAGGCCCUGGAAGGAGCAUGAUCUUUCCAAAUAGCUCUGAGAGACAUCUAAAUAGAUCUAACAUAUUUCUGAUUGAUUGUAGUGAAGAAUCCAAGUUGUUUGGAAUAGACACUGGACAAUUUCAGCCUGCUAAGCAUGGUACUGCAGCUUGCGUUACUCCUGAAAAUGGCUCCAUGGGUUCUUGUUUUGCAAAAGGACAAAAAUCGGCUCUGAGCAAGGCAGGGUUGAAAUUAGAGAAUUCUGACUGCCAAUAUGUGUCUCAGUGCUCAAGCUCCGUGGCUGCUGUGGAGGGGAUGGAUACCAGAAUGGAGGUUUAUAAUGGAUUGAUCGAACAUAACCAAUCUACAUCAAGCAGGACAGACUCAUCAAACUGCUUGCUGGUACAUGGUAGUUCAUCAAGCUCUCCAAGCUUUGAAGAGGGGAAGCAUUUGAAAGUACAACCAAGUUGUGGUGACAGUAGUACUAAAAUUACUGUGAAAGCUAAUUACAAAGACGAUAUCUGUCGAUUCAAAUUUGAACCCAGUGCAGGGUAUUCCCAAUUGUAUGAAGAAGUUGCAAUGAGACUCAACUUGCAAAAUGGUAUCUUCCUGCUCAGGUAUCUAGAUGAUGAAGAGGAAUGGGUGAUGUUGGCCUGUGACUUGGAUUUGGAGGAGUGUGUUGAGAUAAUGGAAUCCAUUGGCACACGAACUGUGAAAUUGCUUGUUCGUGAUAUCUCUUGUGCCGUGGGCAGCUCCAGCAGUAGCAGUUGCAUGUUGGCAGGCUCUUCAUAGUUAACGAGUAACAUCGAGCCAAUCUUUUUAUCCAGAGCUUUCAUACAAGGUGAUGUUCUUCCCAUAAAGUUGGGAAACUCAGGCCUUCCUUCUUAGUAUUUAGCAGUACUCAUAAAAUGAGGAAUCUCUGCCCUUUGGUGUAAGUUAGUGUAGUCAGAAUGAUAAGUUACACAGAAAAGCCUAGAUGAUUAGAUCAUAAAUGUCAAUGUAUUAUAGGUCUGUAUAUGUUAGAAAUAGUGAUACUUGUAGAAUAGAUGCAUGUAUGAGACCUUGCAUAUUAACUUUGAUAAGAAUGAAAUUGUGUAUGUUAAAGGCAUGCUAUUGAAA
Mangifera indica (mango) is the source of this 3858-nucleotide messenger RNA. RefSeq names its product protein NLP9-like. The record is from RefSeq and is a predicted model, not a curated record. Gene Ontology annotation, molecular function: DNA-binding transcription factor activity; protein binding. The transcript has 7 exons. Lineage: Eukaryota; Viridiplantae; Streptophyta; Magnoliopsida; Sapindales; Anacardiaceae. The coding region runs from base 595 to 3531 and encodes 978 amino acids.